Molecule: messenger RNA, 556 nt
Organism: Thrips palmi
Lineage: Eukaryota; Metazoa; Arthropoda; Insecta; Thysanoptera; Thripidae
Gene: MED9
Product: mediator of RNA polymerase II transcription subunit 9
Exons: 4
Coding region: 61-408 (115 amino acids)
Biological process (GO): regulation of transcription by RNA polymerase II
Cellular component (GO): mediator complex
Molecular function (GO): transcription coregulator activity
Source: RefSeq, a predicted model, not a curated record
CUCUCGAUAGUCUCGAUUUGGUGUGCAGACAGGAGAAAAUGGCGCACGGCGUUCGGUAAAAUGCAGGAUAUAUCUGAUCAACACGAAAGCACACCGUCAACAUGGACUGUUGAUGAUGUUGACGUGGAAUUUUUGCCUUUAAUUUAUGAAAUUAUUAGGAGUCUUGAGAAAGACCCCCAUGAUACAACCCAAAAAACUAGAGAUUCCCAAGACACCACUCAGAAAAUAUUAGAGCUGCAGAGGAAACUUGAGAAAGCGAGAGAGCAAAUUCGCAAACUUCCGGGUAUAGAAUAUAACUCUGAAGAGCAGUUGAAGCAAUUGGACGUGCUUCGCAAUCAGUUACGCCUUAAACGGGAACUGUUGCACAAGUACCGUAAUAUGUGUACCUUUGAAAUACCUAAAGCCUAAAUAACUAAUCGAGCUUGGAGUAUGGAUAUGUUUAGAAGAGUUCUCUUUCGUCUACUUCAUGAUGAAAGAGUUCUGCAUCGAAUGUCUGAAUCUCGACCAAUAAGGCUGGUGGCAAAAUUCUGUGCUAGUUUAUUUAUGCAAGGAAAAU